Molecule: messenger RNA, 1989 nt
Organism: Striga hermonthica
Lineage: Eukaryota; Viridiplantae; Streptophyta; Magnoliopsida; Lamiales; Orobanchaceae
Source: the annotation of a GenBank genome assembly
AUGAGCGAGCAUGACGGGGAAGAAGAUGUUUUUGAGGUAGCAAUUGCGGUGUGUAAACGGGGUGAGAACAAAGUGGGUGCGAGUGACGAUAAUGGCGAUUUUUUCCAAGUUCUUGUUGAUGAGCUGAAGAAAAAAGGGCUUAUUGUUGAAAGGGUUGUUGGUCUUCAGAAUGAGUUCAUUAAGUUGGCAGCAACUCAGGAGAUCCUUGGAAAGGCUGCUGCUGAGUUAAAAUUCAGAAAACGGACUUUUAUCGGCAUGGAUUUUCCAUUUGAUUGGGAUGAUGUUGAAGCUUUCAUGAGGCUUCCAGAUGGUUCUUUGUUCAGUUGGUGCGAACGGUUUCAUUGCUACAAUCACUUAAUAUACGGGAUUGUCAACACAGAGAAGUCAGCUAUAGUGCUGAAAUAUGAUGGUAAAGAAAUAGAAUGGAUGCAGGGUGAAUCAUUACUAAAAAAAUUGGAAUCAAUAGCCAUUGCCAAAGAAGUAUUUCCAUUGCAUGAUGAGAAUAAGCGCAAGCAGCUUCUAAGAAGUUGGGCGUUUAACUGGUUAGACUUCACAUCCCAGCCGAUUGAUGACAUAUGCUCGUAUUACGGACUGAAGAUUGCCACGUAUUUUGCUUUCCUUGGAAUGUAUACAAAGUGGAUGUUAUUUCCAGCUACAUUGGGACUCACGGUUCAGUGGGUGGAUUUUGGAUCCUUGCAGUUUGUGGUUCUCCCUUUCUUCUUCAUAUGCCUGAUAUCAUGGGCCGUCAUGUUUUUCCAAUUUUGGAAACGUAAAAGUUCCGCUAUUUCAGCUAGGUUGCAAUUAUAUGUGUCAGGUGGUGCAGAAUCCGAAUAUAAAGCUCCUCAAACAGAACCGAGCUCUUGUCAAUCUCCUACCGAGCUCUUGAAAAAACAAAGCACGGAUAGAAUGAAAGAGAAAGCAACUUUCCAGAGAGAGGAAUGGUUUAGGUGGCUAAUGAGAGUGAGAAAUGAUGCCUUGAUCAUAAUGAGCAUCGUAUGCCUUCAGUUGCCGUUUGAGUUGGCUUAUGCUCAUCUUUAUGAGGUUAUAGGAUCCGACAUUCUCAAGUUUUGUCUCACGGCCGUGUACCUCAUCGCCAUUCAGUACUUCACAAGAAUGGGGGGCAAGAUUGCAGUGAAGCUUAUUAAAUACGAAAACAAUGAAAAUGUGGAGUACAGAGCAAACAGCUUGGUGUACAAGGUCUUUGGCCUUUAUUUCAUGCAAACAUAUAUAGGAAUAUUUUAUCAUGCUUUACUGCACCGCAACAUCGCGACCCUCCGUCAAGUCCUAGUCCAACGUCUGCUUAUAUCUGAGGUGAUUGAGAAUAUAUUGGAAAAUUCAAUACCAUACUUGUCUUACAGUUUCAGAAAAUUCAAAGCCAGGAAUAAGCUAAAACGUGAAGGAGGGUCAUCAAUAACCAAACCGAGUCCCAUUUCAAGAGUGGAGAAGGAAUUUCUUAAACCUGCUUAUUCAGCAAGUGUCGGCCAAGAAAUCGAAGAUGGGCUUUUUGAUGAUUUUUUGGAGCUCGUUUUGCAGUUUGGCAUGAUCAUGAUGUUUGCUUGUGCAUUCCCACUUGCAUUCGCCUUUGCAGCAGUGAACAACAUAGCCGAGAUUAGAGCUGAUGCUUUGAAAUUGCUUGUGAUGAUGAGAAGGCCUGUGCCCCGCGCUGAUGCCACAAUCGGAGCCUGGCUGAAUAUUUUUCAGUUUUUGAUAGUAUUGUCGAUAUGUACCAAUAGUGCACUCCUAGUUUGCAUGUAUGAUCGGGAAGGAAAGUGGAGUUUAUCUCCUGGACUUGCAGCCAUUCUUAUAAUGGAACACGUCCUCUUGUUCAUCAAGUUCGGAUUUUCGCGCAUUGUUCCUGAGGAGCCCGCAUGGGUAAGAGCUGCUCGAAGGAAAAACGCUACUCAAGCAGAACAGAUGUGUUCUAAACAACUCCUGAGGAGCAUCUCGGGAGAUGAAAAUUGGUUCCGAGAGAUAAAAAAGAACGAAUAG